Messenger RNA from Mesorhabditis spiculigera, 1110 nucleotides. Lineage: Eukaryota; Metazoa; Nematoda; Chromadorea; Rhabditida; Rhabditidae. The record is from the annotation of a GenBank genome assembly.
AUGCUCCAGUUCCUGGGUAUUUCAUGGUUUCUACAAAUGACGAUAGCUGCAACCAGUGAAACCUUCACACUUGACAUUAGAGCGGGGCUGGAAAAAGCGUUGGACCAAACCCUUAAUCGGCCUUCCGCCGAGAAUUUUGAUGCGUGUACUUUUUGCGGAUUUGCCAUCGGCGUCCUCGCAGAACAACUAGGACAAUCAACAACCGAGGAGAAAAUCUUGGAAGAAUUAGAGCAACCAGAGAUUCUUCACGUACUUGCAAAGGGAAGAUUUGCACCGCAAUUUUUGUGUGGACUAAUGCUGAGUGGAUGCGGAGAGUCGUUGUCAGAUCCUAGGAUCGAAUUGUGGCCAAUGGAUAUACCGAAAGAUAAGCCGGAUGUGAAGCACUGGCCAGUCGUCCCGAGUGGGAAGCCAACACUUCGUAUACUGCAUAUAUCAGAUCUGCACAUUGACAGAGCAUACAAAGUAGGAUCCGAAGCCGAUUGUGACUUUGGUAAUUUGCCCAAGAAGCUUUGUUGUCGACAGUAUCAGGGUGAUGAUCCCACCAGACCAAUUAAAAAACAAGCCGGACCAUGGGGCACAGUGGCUAGUUGCGACAUACCCUUCCAAACUUUUAUUAGCGCCUUGAACCAUAUAAAAAAUACGGAAAAGCUGGACCUCAUCUACAUUACCGGCGAUUUGGAAGCUCAUGAUAUCUGGGCCUACAGUAAAACUACAACCAGCGCUAACAUUAAGAACAUUACCGAUGUCUUGAAUUCAUUUUUCCCUAGUACCCCGAUAUUCCAAGCCACCGGGAAUCAUGAAGGCGUACCGAUGGAUGGGAUGCCGCAGCAUAGCAUGCUAAACUACGAAAAGUAUUCACCAGGCUGGCUCUAUAGUGAAUAUGCAGAGGCUUGGGCACCUCAGUUGACACCAGAGGCUAUAAAUCAAACCAAAUAUCGCGCCUCUUAUGCCAUGUCUAUCAAGAAAAAACUGCGAUUGAUUUCGUUGAAUACGGUUUAUUGUUCCCAGUUUAAUAUGUUUCUAUUUCUUGACCUCUAUGAUCCGGAUGGAACCCUAAAAUGGCUAAUUGAACAACUUCUAGAUGCCGAAUCAAAAAAAGAAAAGGCAGCU